AUGCAAAAUCAGAUAAGUCAGAUGGCAAUAUCAAUCAACCGUCUGGAGUCUCAAGUAAAUGGAAGAUUGCCAUCCCAACCUGAACUGAACCUGAAGAACGUAAGUGCAAUGACUUUAAGGAGCGGGAAGGAAAUUCAGGGGUCCGAACUCGUGACUCCAAAGGAUAAGGACGAAGAGAAGAUUGAGAAAGAACUUCAGGCAGAGAAUACAAGCACCAAAAAUCCAGUGGUACUCCCUGACUCGAUCAUAAACGUUAAAACUAAUCCCCCUCCAUUUCUUUGCAGGUUGGAGAAAUCGAAGAAGCAGGACAAGGAGAAAGAGAUCCUGGAGGUGCUUCGCAAAGUAGAGAUCAAUAUCCCCCUACUAGACGCCAUCAAGCAAGUGAUGAAGUAUGCAAAAUUUCUGAGGGACCUAUGUGUCAAUCGAAAGAGGCUGAGGGGAGAUGAAAGAGUUAUUGUUGGGGAGAAUGUGUCAGCAGUUCUCCAAAGAAAGCUACCACCAAAGUGUGGGGAUCCAGGUAGGUUUACUGUCCCAUGUAAGAUAGCUAAUACUCUGAUUAGGAAUACCCUGCUAGAUUUAGGAGUAUCGAUCAACGUAAUGCCUAAAUCUAUGUAUGCUUCUUUGAACCUCAGUCCAUUAAAAGAAACCGAGAUAAUAAUUCAAUUAGCUAACCGAACAAAUGCAUACCCUGAUGGGUUGGUAGAGGACGUGCUGGUUAAAGUUAAUGAAUUGAUAUUCCCGGCUGACUUUUAUGUACUUAAUAUGGAUGAUGAUCAUUCCCCGGACCCCUCACCUUUGUGCUACUAG
Messenger RNA from Coffea eugenioides, 807 nucleotides. RefSeq lists its product as uncharacterized. NCBI's taxonomy places the organism in Eukaryota, Viridiplantae, Streptophyta, Magnoliopsida, Gentianales, Rubiaceae. The record is from RefSeq and is a predicted model, not a curated record. The transcript has a single exon. The coding region runs from base 1 to 807 and encodes 268 amino acids.